UGAUCGGACUCACAUUUUCAGAGUGAAGCUAGCAGAAUAUUUCUCUUAUAAGACGAGUUCAGCUUUUUAUAAACUUUUUAGGUAGUUGGAGUUGUUUCAAAAUGACUUUGACUUUUGUGUCUGUAGUUGCCCUCAUUGCAGCGGUGUUAUCGGCACGAAGUGUGACUUCGUCACCCGCGAUCUUGGACGGACAUGAUCUUACGCAUGAAGACAUCAAAAGCUACUUCGGAGGAAUCACCGUGACAUCCAAAAAUGGGGACCCAAAUUACGACAUCGUGGACAUUUGGGACCUGCCCACCGACUCUCCCACAAAACAACCCCUCCGUGAUGCCGUGCCGCACCGCCACCAACACGACGUCCACUUCACCGCGUUCCGGGAGGACUACCACCUCCGCCUGAGCAAGAACCCCUGGCUGGCCCGGCAGGGGUUGCGGAUGGAAACGCUUGGACGGAACGGCACGGUGGUGGCGAGUCAGGAGGUACAGAGGGACUGCUACUACUUCGGGGAGUUGGUGUCGCAUAACAGCUCGUCCGUUGCCAUCAGUAAAUGCAACGGUUUGGCCGGAGUAAUCAGUUACGGCGAACACGACAUUUUCAUCAAACCCCUCCGACGCGACCACGCGGAGCAAUAUAGACGGAGACGAAGAGAUGCGGUCGACCCUCACGUUGUAUACAGACGGUCUGCGGGUGAUAGUGACCCGGCAGCUCAGUUCUGUAGCCCGCCGCCACCAAUGAAAGAUCCCGAGACAGGCAUGACAGUCGACGAGGAGAUGGUCGCAGCCUUGGACGGCAAACUCCUGCCGUCCUCCCUCCAGACAGGUCAGAAAUACAUGGAACUCAUGGUCAUGGCGGACAAUGAGAUGCGCAGACACCACAGAGACGACUUGGAGUCUUACGUUAUGACUAUUUUGAAUAUUGUUGCGCGUCGGUUUGUGGAUCCUAGCUUGGGAGCCAAUCUUCGAAUUCAUCUCGUCAAGUUUUAUGUCUUGGAAAGCGAUCAAGUCGGCUCGGGGUCGGAUGGGUUUUCGACGGAGGAUGCUUUUACUGUCAGCAACAAUGGCUACCAGCUACUGGAUGACUUCUGCCAGUGGCAAGGAACAAAGAACGAAGUUGACGAUGUACACCCAGAGCAUUGGGAUAAUGCUAUGCUAUUAACUAGAUAUAACCUGAUAAACCCCACCGAUGGCUCCGAUUCGCUGCUUGGCCGCGCACCCGUUGGUGGCACCUGCCGUCACUUCCAACAGUGCUCAGUGAAUGAAGACGAUGGUCUAGGCAGUGCCUUGACCAUUGCACAUGAGACUGGACACACACUGAAUUUGAAUCAUGACAGCACUUACGGUUGUCCAGACGGCAUCAACAUCAUGUCUGGGCUUCGAUCCGCUGGUGAGGGAGCCCUCUCUUGGUCUAUGUGUAGUCAGACUAAUAUCCAGGAGUUCCUGAGAAACCCAGUCAGUAACUGCCUGAAUGAUGAGCCUUUGAUGGCACCGCUUUCCGUAAAUGAACUACCGGGCACCGUCUACAGCUAUGCAGACCAAUGCAAACUGGCAUUUGACAGCGACCGGUACACAAUGCCUGUCGAUGGACAAGUUGACUGCACUGUUCUGGCUUGCCAAGAUCCAAGCAGGGCUUGGCGAUCUAAAGGCACUCCAGUUAUGGAAGGGACCGAGUGUGGGACUGAUAAGUGGUGCAUUAAUGGUCAGUGUGUCCAGCGUGAGCCUCUGCCCGAUGCUGUGGAUGGUCAGUGGUCGUCCUGGGGCGGUCAGUUUGGAUCGGCUGAGUUUGGACCCUGCUCCCGAUCCUGCGGGGGCGGUGUUCGGUCCAGAAUGCGCUACUGUGACAAUCCUCCACCCUCCAAUGGUGGCAGGGGGUGUGAGGGCAGCAACACGGAGUAUAUGGUCUGUGAAACACAGCCAUGUGCAACUUCACAAGAUGACUUCAGAGAUGAGCAGUGUAUGGCAUCCAAUGACAUACCACUCAAUGGUGUCACUUAUAACUGGGUCAAAGGCUUCACAACAGAACAAACAGGUGACGAGCUUUGCCAGUACAAAUGUCUGAGCGACCAGCGAUUCUGGGCCAAGAGGGAGCCCUUUCGAUUCACAGACGGCACCCGGUGUUGGCACAACGAGAAGAAUGAUGCCGGUAAACUCAAGCUGUGUGUGGGAGGUCUUUGUAAGCAUUUUGGUUGUGAUGGAAGAGAAAACUCCAACUCUGGGUUUGACGUGUGUGGUGUUUGUAAUGGUGAUGGGUCUUCAUGCACUCGCAUCUCUGAUUCAUUCACUGGCGGCUCCAGCACUGGUUUCAAUCAUUUCCUAACACUACCUGUUGGCUCAACUGGUGUAGAGAUAGCCAAUACUAAUGCCCGUUACACUUACAUUGCUCUUAAAAUUGGCAAUGAGUACGUCCUGCAAGGCACGGGUAACUACAGACCAUCGACAGGCCGCUACAGCGCCGGUAGCUCAGUAGUCCUCUACGAGAAUGGAAAUGAUCUCGAGGAACUUUUCAUCCCCGGACCGAUCACACAAGCGAUUGAAGUGGAAGCUUACUUGUUUCUGGACCCCAACGUCAACUAUGUGGGAGGAAUCAACGUGAAACCGGACAUUCAGUAUCAGUAUUAUGCACCGAGUGGUUCUGGGAGCGGUGUGCAAGAGUCAUUCCGUUGGGUAGGCACCACUUUCACCCCUUGCACAUCCACGUGUGGGGGCGGUAUGCAGACUCGCUCCGUGAACUGCUACCGGACGUUGAAUGCUCGGGAGGAGGUAGUGCCAGAUGACCUAUGUCCCCAGCCUAAGCCAAUCGAACGCCAGGCCUGUAACACCGAGACCUGUCCCUUUGUGAUGCUAGCAAAGUGGGAGACAAGCGAGUGGUUCCCGUGUUCGGUGACUUGCGGUCAGGGAACACGUUCACGGAUGGUGCGUUGCAUACGUGAUGGCGUGGAGGCACCAGGCAGUCCGGAGUGCGACGAAGCUAGCAGACCGGCAGAACAGGAGACCUGCAAUCAGGGAGAAUGCUCAUCAAUAGUUCCUAGUGCCUGUAACGGUGUGACGGGCGAACCGUCGGGCAUCAUCUACAACAUCGGCCAGAACACCAACGGGGAGACUUGCUCCCAGAUCAUCGCCGUGUCGCCUGGGAAGGAAGUCGUCUUGCAUAUCGUCAAGAUGGUUAUCGAUUGUAGUACAGAGAGCUUCAAGAUUAAAGUCGGUCUGAGCGAGCAGCGCUACUGCGGGUACAUUGCCAACCGGCAGAUCACGGUCGGGCACAACAUUGUCAACAUUGAGCACAAGACAUCCACAGCUAACAAUGGCUACCAUCUCAGCUACAGCCUGAUCGACUCAGCUACACCGCCAAAUCCAUGCGACAAAGUUCUGACCGUGGCAAGCGGUCGCAUCACCAGCCCCAACUGGCCCAAUCCCUACAGCCCCAACCAGAUGUGUACCACCACCAUCGUAGUGGAGCCGGGCAAGAGAAUUCGGGUCAACUUCCAGAAGUUCUUCCUGGAUGGCGAAGAGCCCUUCUGUGCAACGGACUAUGUCAUGAUUACCGACAACAAUGCUCGUAACGACAGCCCAGUCUUCUACUGCGGGACCAAGGGUCGAUUCAACUACCGCUCCAAGAGCAACAUGAUUGCCGUCACCUUCCGAUCCGAUGCCACCCAGGAGCUGAAGGGAUUCAAGGCUGCCCUGAAACAAAUCAAUUAGAUCAAAAUAUUAAUCAUUUAUUUAUUGAUAUUAUAUGUUAUUCAGGUAGGAGGUAUAUU
Patiria miniata (bat star) is the source of this 3754-nucleotide messenger RNA. Its product is annotated as A disintegrin and metalloproteinase with thrombospondin motifs 15-like. The record is from RefSeq and is a predicted model, not a curated record. NCBI's taxonomy places the organism in Eukaryota, Metazoa, Echinodermata, Asteroidea, Valvatida, Asterinidae. The transcript is spliced from 24 exons. The coding region runs from base 102 to 3695 and encodes 1197 amino acids. Gene Ontology annotation, cellular component: extracellular matrix. Gene Ontology annotation, biological process: proteolysis; extracellular matrix organization. Gene Ontology annotation, molecular function: metalloendopeptidase activity.